ACGCUCUUGCGGGAGUACGUUACGCAACAGAGCGAAGAUGGCGGAGGUAGAUUUUGGUGACAGUGAGCUCUUUGAACAAUUGGGAGAGAAUAUUCCUGCUGCUACUCACGUUCGGUUCACGGAGGAAGAGGAGGAUGGAGAAGAAUGCUCUGAGCUCAAGGGAAGAUUGGGGGAGUGUGAGGAGACAGUACGGAGUUUGAUAGAAGAGAACCAAGAGUUGAAGAGAAAAUUGAAAGUGUUGACAAGGCCAAGUGGCAUUAAUGUUGAAAACAUCAAGAUUGAUGGUCCUCUUCUACAGAUCCUUUUCGCAAACAAUAACAUCUCAAAGCAAUGCCGUCAAGAAAUCGAAGACUCCAUCUGUAGUAUUGUUCAGAAACAUCAGCAGCAGGGAGAAGCUGAAAAUGGAAAUCCCUCCAGCAAUGUCAACCCUCAGUCUUCAAGUUUCAUUAUGGAAGAAGAUCAGAAGACCAAGACCUCCUGUGGAAUCAGAAAGAUUAAGGAGGCCUUCAGUAUGGUGGGAAGUGUCCUGUAUUUCACCAGUUUCUGUCUGGACAAACUUGGACAGCCCCUGCUAAAUGAUAACCCCCAGCAGACAGAAGGAUGGGAGGUUCCAAAAUAUAAGCAGGUCUUCAGCCAGGUCAUCGCCUUAGAUGGACAAGAAGUACAGAUGAAAGAGAAAAGAGCUAAGCCUUGUUGUUUCAACUGUGGGUUGGAUGGUCAUCAACUUCGAGACUGUCCUCAGCCAAAGGACAUGGCCAGAAUCAACGAGAAACGGAAGGAGUUUUCUCAGGGUAACCAGGGCAACCUGAGCAAUCAGCGUUACCAUGCUGAGGAAGUGGAGGAGCGAUUUGCCAAAUACAAACCUGGAAUCAUAAGUGAGGAGCUGCUGUCUGCGCUGGGAGUUGAUAUGAACACCCUACCCCCUCACAUCUACCGGAUGAGGCAGCUAGGCUACCCACCUGGCUGGCUUAAGGAGGCAGAGAUGGAGAACUCCGGUCUCACGCUAUACGAUGGGAAGGUGUCAAGUGAUGAAGAACCAACAGAGGACAAUGGACAAAAAAUCUCCUAUGAUGUUUCCAAGCUUGUAGAUUUCCCAGGCUUCAAUAUAUCUUCACCUCCUAGUGUGAAGGAUGACUACAGGCUAAACCGCUCCAUUCCAAUGCAGCAUAACCACAUGAAGCAGAAUUUUGCUGCCUAUCUGUCCAACAAUUUUCCAAUGCCUGGUGCCAACUGCAAUAAGAGACAACAUGAAUCCAACUCAACUCCCCGGCAGUCGAAGAAAAUGAGAUCUGAUGCCAGGAGUUCAGAUAUGGACGUUGAUUCAGACCAGGAUACUACACCCCACCGACACCGGAGCUCAGACAGCUUCCAGUUCCAGCCCCCGCUGCCCCCUGGCUCACCAUCCUUUGGUUCACCCCCUCCCUUACCUCAUGGUACUCCGCCAGCCACUCCCACUCCCCCCCCUCUUCCUAAGGGAACACCUCCACCCACGCCCACUAAUGGCUCACGGGCCCUGCAGGGACGCACUGUGGGAGGGGGUGAGGAGUCUGUAGGUGGGGAGGAGGAAGAGCUGACACUGGAAGAGCUGGAGGAGCAGCAGAGGCUGAUCUGGGCAGCAUUGGAAAAUGCUGACACCGCCACCAACAGUGACUCUGAGACACCAGCUGUUGGAACACCCCUCCCCAGCUCGCCCAGCAUCUCCACACCCGCCCACAUCGACACUGAAAUGGAGGAAGGUGAGGCUGAAGAUUAUGAGGAAAAGGAGGGAUCUGUGGAGGCUGCCAGCCACAACAGUGAUGAGCAGAUCAGUGUUGAGCCAUCUUCUAGUAAAUGUCAGGAUGGUAAGGAAGAUGCUGAAGAUAAAGGCAAGGUGGUCGAAGACAAGAGAAGCUUACUGCAAUCACCAGACGAAGAAGAGAGCCCUCCGAGCCCUGAAGCUGCUACAGAUAGAGGCAAUGUGCUUGCACAGAAGCCCAGCUUGCUGCAAAUACCAGCCCAACAAGAGAGCUGUCAGUCGGAUCCCUCAGAUCAGGAUGCUAUGGAGGGAGAUCUGUCUGACUCUGUGGGGAAGGUAACGGCCGUGCCUCACCGGAGUAGGUUUUCACAGGGCAUUAUUCCCUUUGAGGACACGCCAGAAUUCACAGAGGUUGCUGAGGCCACCGGGACAUACCUACGAAUCCGAGACUUGCUGAAAGGUUCCCCCCGAAAUAUGGCAAAAAACAAAAAGUGAGAAAAGACUAGCUUGAAUUAAAAUCCAGGGAUUCUUUUGCAUAAACACUUCUUUUUUUUUAACAAGUCUGUGGAUUUCAUACACUUUACUUUCUAUAAGUGUGCCACAGAUUGGAGCGGAACAGUUUGGUGACCUCUCAUUCAAACUUAUUUUUAAUGGUUUAUUUUUUGUACUAAACUGAAUGUAUUUUCUGUGUAUGAGUUAGCUGGGGUCUAAAGACGCAAGGUUUUUCUUUCAGGAAACCCCAUUGCUAGUUUCGGCAGUGUCUGUUUUGACAUUCUGAGAAUCUUUUUUGUAACAAUGGCAACAUCCAUAUUGCUCUUUUAGGUGUAAAGAUUUUAUAAAAUGUUUUUCCUCUU
Messenger RNA from Coregonus clupeaformis (lake whitefish), 2589 nucleotides. Its product is annotated as zinc finger CCHC domain-containing protein 8. Gene Ontology annotation, cellular component: catalytic step 2 spliceosome. The coding region runs from base 38 to 2230 and encodes 730 amino acids. NCBI's taxonomy places the organism in Eukaryota, Metazoa, Chordata, Actinopteri, Salmoniformes, Salmonidae. The transcript has 14 exons. The record is from RefSeq and is a predicted model, not a curated record. Gene Ontology annotation, molecular function: RNA binding; zinc ion binding.